AUGGCAUCAUUCAAAGAUAGGAUCAAGAGUUUGAUAAACAGGAAAUUCCGCAACAAGCGGCCGAGUCCAACUGCAGCCAGCGGAAACCAUGGGCACCAUUCCACGACCCAGGCAAUACAGACUAGAUCUGUCGCUGCGGAUGAACAAAACGCUCCAACGGCGCAACAGCAGCAACCAAUUGUCACUCAUAAUCGCAGCGCUGCGGACGCUCAGGCAGCAGCUACAACCACGGGUACUCUCCAGAUAGCGCUGGUCAAUCAAUCAAACUCCCAUCAAGCAUACGCAUACAUCWCCGGCCGAGCUAUCGACAACAACAACGCAGUCUUCAUCCUCUCCUCAGAUGGUAGGACCCCGUAUUAUCCACCAAGUCCCUCCUCAACAGGCUCGGCCAUCAACGCUAACAUCGCCAUCAAUCUUGGUGCUCCUGGACAUACUGUGACGGCCACUAUUCCCCGCAUAGCAGGCGGCAGGAUCUGGUUUUCAAUCGGCUCUCCACUGAUAUUCAAGGUCAACCCUGGGCCAGGCCUCGUCGAGCCUUCUGUCUUCAACCCCUCAGACCCGAACUUCGAUAUCAACUUUGGGUUCUGCGAAUUUACCUUUAAUUCUGCACAAGUCUUCGUCAACAUCAGUUACGUGGACUUUGUAAGCAACGUCCCCAUCGCUUUGACGCUGCAAGAUACAAGUGGUAAGACCCAACAUGUCAGUGGCAUGAAGGCCGAUGGACUCGCGACUGUUGCAGCGGGUCUACGAGCACAGACUGCCAAAGAUGGAAGACGCUGGAGCUCCUUGAUCCAGAGGAGCGGAGGAAAAGAUCUGAGGGCCUUGAGUCCCAACUCAGGGAUCACUUUGAAUCCUGACUGGUUUGCUUCGUACUGGACAGACUACGUGAAUCAAGUCUACAGCAAGUAUCGGUCCGACCCACUGAUCGUCAACACCCAGGGAUCCUUCUCCAAUGUCAGAGGACAGGUCAACGGUGGCAGUUCYCUAGACUUUGGAUCAGGUGGCACGUUUAGGAAGCCCACGAGCGCUGAUAUCUUCGGCAACUCUACGGGACCGUUCGCCACAGGCGGAAACGCCCAGACGAACGGUAUUAUUCCCAGACUGGCUGCAGGAUUCAACCGCAGUACAUUGCUGCUUUCUGAUACAACACCAAACGGCACGAACGCGUCGCAGUAUUACACCAACCCGACAACCAAUCACUAUGCACGUAUUGUCCAUUCUGCAAACGUAGACRGCCUUGGAUACGCCUUUCCCUAUGAUGAUGUAGCUCCGGAUGGAGGCAAAGGGCAGGAAGGGGCCAUCUUUAGCUUCUCGCCGACGCUGUUGACAGUCACUAUGGGUGGCAACAAUGCGCAUGCGGCUUGA
Ramularia collo-cygni is the source of this 1365-nucleotide messenger RNA. Its product is annotated as related to beta-1,3-glucanase. Bases 1 to 1365 code for a protein of 454 amino acids. The transcript has 4 exons. The record is from RefSeq and is a predicted model, not a curated record. Lineage: Eukaryota; Fungi; Ascomycota; Dothideomycetes; Mycosphaerellales; Mycosphaerellaceae.